This is a messenger RNA of Amphimedon queenslandica, 1092 nucleotides long. RefSeq names its product leucine-rich repeat-containing protein 40-like. NCBI's taxonomy places the organism in Eukaryota, Metazoa, Porifera, Demospongiae, Haplosclerida, Niphatidae. Gene Ontology annotation, molecular function: protein binding. The record is from RefSeq and is a predicted model, not a curated record. Gene Ontology annotation, cellular component: cytoplasm. The coding region runs from base 18 to 1013 and encodes 331 amino acids. The transcript has 10 exons.
AUGUAUAAUAGCUAGAAAUGGCUACAGCAAAACAAGAAGAGAAAAAUACGCUAACAGCCUCAAGACAAGAACUAGCUACUCUAAAGGAUCUUGAGAAGAGCUCAGAUAUUCAGAAGCUUAAUGUUUCUCAUAAUAAGUUAAUUAAUAUGAAAGGAAUAAGAAGUUUUUUUUCUGUGACGUGGCUAAAUUUAUCAUAUAAUAUGCUCGUAUCAAUUAGAGGCAUAGAACAUUUGAGAAAUUUAGUCGUAUUAAAUGCAAGUCAUAAUUCUUUAACAAGCUGUGAUGAUAUAAUGAAAUUAACAAAUCUAAAGGCCCUGAUAUUAAAUGAUAACCAAUUAACUAAACUACCUUCACUUUCUAUGCUAGUUGAUCUUAACACACUAAUAUUAUCUAAUAAUUUAUUUGAAUCAAUUGAUGUCACCUCAUUAUCCAAUCUCACCAAGUUAUCACUAUCAUUCAAUAAACUAGCUACAGCACCAAGCACAAAGGGCAACAGUUUAUUGUUAGAAUUAAGAUUAACUGGUAAUAAUAUCGCAUACAUACCUCAAGACAUACAGUAUAAUAAAAGACUUCAAAUUCUUGAUUUAGGACAGAAUUCCAUCAGUUGUGUGGAUUGCCUUAAAUCGCUGACCAACUUAAAGAACCUUAAUCUAAAGGGAAACCCAAUCACUGAAUACACAGAUAAGAUUAGACGCUGGUUGCCUCGGUUACAUGUAUUAGAUGGAUUUAAGUUAGGAAAACUAAUGAGAGAAGAAGCAGUUGCUGAGAUUAAACUAAAACCAGAAGAAGCAGCAGCCAUCACAACAAAAGUAACAGAAACUCGACCAGCUGUAAAUGAAGCAGCAUCAGAUGAUAGUGAAAUGAAGAAAGAGGCUAAGCCUAUUCUUGCAAAGAAGAGAAAGCGUGGUAGAUCUGGAGUAGUGUCCAUUGAAAAUGUAAAAAAGAAAAGAAAAACUACCAAAGAUAUUUUUAAUAUUGAAGAAAAUAAUCUCUUGUCUUGUGGGUGUGGCUAAGGCAGAGCAGAAACAAGAUGUCUACCAAUGAAGAGGAGGUUGGAGAAAUCCUUGAAUAUGACGAGUUGGAUGUUGAUGA